Molecule: messenger RNA, 816 nt
Organism: Cottoperca gobio
Lineage: Eukaryota; Metazoa; Chordata; Actinopteri; Perciformes; Bovichtidae
Gene: ccdc59
Product: coiled-coil domain containing 59
Exons: 5
Coding region: 1-816 (271 amino acids)
Cellular component (GO): nucleus
Source: RefSeq, a predicted model, not a curated record
AUGGUUGUCUACCAUGAAUGGACACCGACAGAUCAAAAAAUUAAGAAUAAGAAGUUUACCGCGAAAGAUGGUAACUGGAAGAAAUCACAAAAUAACGCACAUGGUGUCAAGAAGAAGAGGAAAUGGGUCCCCGAGCACAAAGUAUACGAAGGCAGUGUUAAGGAAGGUCAGGGGUUUGCUUUAAAAAGAAAGGAAAGAGUCAAACAUGAGUACAACAAGCUGCUGCGGAAGGAGGAGAAAAAGAAGAACAAACCUGUGCCCAAAGUGUUUUACAAGGAGGAAUACCCAGAACACCUCAAGCAUCUAUACAUGGCCGAGGCAGUGAAACUGAAGAACGAGGCCUGGACCAAUAGAGUUAACAGGAGUAUGCUGAGAAUGAAAGCGCAGGAUAAGGGAGAAGAGACGGCUGAAAAUGAUGAUGAUGAUGAUGCUGAAGCUGAAGCUGAAGCUGCUGAUCCAGAUUCAGAAGUUACUGGUGGAUCUGAGCAGACAGAUUCUGGCACUGGGAACCCUGAACCAACAGCGGCCUCAGAGAAAGACAGUCUUCCAAUGAGCAACCGCAUGAAGAAAAAAAUACAGAAGAAGACGUCCUACCAGAAGUCAAACGAGGAAUUUGAGACAUUCGCACAGAAGCGUAAAAGGAAGAAAGAGGAGUACCUGAGCAGCAAGCAGCAGAGAGACGAAGCCAUUCAGAAGUACAAACUGAAAAAGGAGGAGACGUUUCAGAUGCUGAGCAAAAAGACCAGGAAAGGACAACCCAAUCUGAACCUCCAGAUGGACUAUUUGCUUCAAAAGAUCCAAGGAUCUGGGAAAUGA